This is a messenger RNA of Aspergillus campestris IBT 28561, 1422 nucleotides long. RefSeq lists its product as uncharacterized. Bases 1 to 1422 code for a protein of 473 amino acids. The transcript has 2 exons. NCBI's taxonomy places the organism in Eukaryota, Fungi, Ascomycota, Eurotiomycetes, Eurotiales, Aspergillaceae. The record is from RefSeq and is a predicted model, not a curated record.
AUGCAUUCCAUCAACCUCACCAUCCUCUUCUUCCUCCUUUCCCUCCUCCACCUCGCCCACGGCAACCAAACCAAGCUCUUCACCCGAGGCCCCGCCUUCACCAACUACCCCAAGCCCACCUUCAACAUCACCAGCCCAGACCUAGGCAAAUCCGGCUCCCCCAUCCCCAUCGACUACUCCGCCGACGGCGCCGGCCUCUUUCCCUCUCUAAGCUGGCGCGCCCCCGCCACCCCAAUCGAAGAAUACGUCCUCAUCAGCGAAGACCCCGACGCACCGCUGGCGGAACCCGUCGUACACGGCAUCUACUUCGGCAUCCCGCCCGUCUUCACGGGCGUCAACCACGCCGACUUUUUCGUGGACGAGUCGAAGCACGACGCGUUCCGGCUGACGGGCGGGUUCAAGUACGGCGAGAACCGCGGCGAGGGGGUGUAUCUGGCGCCGGCGCCGCUGCCGGGCCAUGGACGGCAUCGGUACUUCUUUCAGCUGGUGGCGCUUAGUGGGAGGGUGGAUCAGCGGUUGUUGAGCGAUUUGGCGACGAGGGAGGAGAUUUCUCUUUUCAACCUUCUGGUUCUCUCGCUGGUCGCGACCUCGACCGUGGCCGCCCCCGCCCAGUCGUCCAACGACCUCACCGACCAGGUCGCUGCCCACUCGGUCGACGAGAAAAAUGCCGAAAAGGCCGCCCGUCUGUUUGAAAGAUUCCGCGAUGCCGCCCGCCGCAUGGGCGAUGACAAGACCAAGUCCCCGCGGGAGGAUACCUCGCUCGAAGCCCACAUGAACCUCAAGCGCGACGGGGCCAACAGCUCCGCUGCCCCGGCCACAGAGCCCAGUUCCGCCUCCCAGGGCACGGCCACGACCGGUGCCGAACCGACGACCAGCUCGACCGUCGAGAGUGAACCCACCACCUCUGACGCUCCGCCCCCGCCCUCCUCCACCCAGGAGUCGUCCAAGGAGCCAGCCCCAACCCACGACUCAACCACCACCCACGACUCGACCACGGCCCAGGAUUCCACCACGGCCCAGGAUCCCACCACUUCGAGCAGCAGCUCCAGCUCUGAAAACGCGCCGGCCUCCACCACCGCUCACCACUCCACCACCGCCGACACCACCAAGACCACCAAGACCUCCCACUCCAACGGUCCCUCCACCGCGGCUCCCACCACCACCUCGGAGUCUACCUCGGAGACUACCUCCUCCUCCGAGGAAACCCCCUACACCUCCACCUUCAAGAGCACCACCACCCUGCCCAACGGCGAGCAGACCACCGUCACCGCCGUCACCGUCGUCCAUCCCACCCAGAACCGCGCCGCGGCCACCACUGGCCCGGCACCUGGCUUGCAGACGGGCGAUUCGGCAGCUGGGCGGGUGGAUUUCCAUCCUGAGCUGUUUUUGAUGGGUGCUGCUGCGGUGGCCAUGGUGUUGUAA